GUCAAUUCUUUUUGAAAAUCCCAUUGUUUCUGACAUUUUUCAAUAGUUUUGGCAUAUUUUACAAUGUUUCAAAUCAAAAUUAAAAUCACCAAAACAUGCUUCCUUUGUUAGACGUUUAGACGAAAAAAGUAUACGAUUUUUAUGUGUUAUUCAAACUUUGACUACCAUCUAAAGGGAAAAAUGUAAGUUUGCCGCUACCCUAGUCAUCUUUUGGUCUCGGGAAGCGCUUUAAGAUAUUCUAUCGAGGUCCAGGGCGAAGCUCCGGCCACCAAAUAUUUUUCAGCAUUUCUGAGCUUCAGAAAUUCAUUCUCAUGAAGUCUAUCGUUUACAAUUUCUACUAGAAAGAAGUUUGCAGGUCAACUCAAAUUCAAUUCAGAAGAGGUGAAGUGUGAGACGUAAUCCAGGCAGUGUUUCUCAAACUUUUACCGUUGACGCCCCUGCACGCUAAACGUUUUUGUUUUUCAAAAAUAGUGCUAUGUACAUAAUUUCAGAGUUGGAUAGAGGUAUUGUAAACCGAAGAUAAUUACUUCUUAUGGGUAUCUUUCUGUUGAUCUAAUCGUGCAUGUCAAUCAAACACUUAAUUGUUGCAAUUGUUGUUGUUUUUUUUUGGCUUAUUCAGGCAACCCUUACUUCCUCUGAUGAUACAAAUACUCCUAGCAUAUAGGAUUAAUUUUUUUUACUGAGUAUCUAUUAAAGUAUUCAAAAUUUAUUUUAAGCAAAAAAUGAUUCCAAAUUGAUAAGAAUGAUUAUCGACAUUCAGUGUAUGGAUAACUUAUAAAUCACAUCGCUUUCCUAGUAAAAAUGUUAACAUAUCUGUUCACGGCACCAUUCACUCCGCCCCUGAUUGUCCCUACUGCUUGCAUUUCAAUCUGCCAACGGAUACGACGUCCCUAGAUCAGAGUGCUAACGUUUCCUAAAGGUAAAUCCAUAUGUUACGAAAGUAAAAAAAAAAAUGCUUUACACUUCCGGGUUAAUGUGUUUAUUUUACACGCACUUCGGCUAGGAGGACUCCAUGAAUUAGAGGUGUUUUCUUGUACCCGCACCAUUACGAAGUAGAACAAUGUAGAGAAUCAAGAACAAGCCAAACAUGAAACAUUUGGUCAGAUUUUUCUGCUUGAUUUCUGCUCUUGUUGGGCAAAGAAGCUGUGUGACUCAAGGACCCAUUGAUCUCGUGUUUGUCCUAGAUGGAUCCAUUGAACUAAAUGAGUAUUUCUUUGAGAAAGCUUUAGAAUCAGUUGCUGGAUAUAUGGACGAAAUUAAUAUUGGACCCAAUAAAACUCAUGUAGGUGUUGUACUGUAUAGUACAGACGUGAGUGACUUUGUGCCCCUGAUGUCAGAUGCCGAAGUCUUGAAAUCAAGAGUUAAAAACUUCAAGUAUCCAGCCUCGACCAGAGCCACCCAUGUAGGGAUUAGGAAAGCGGUGGACAUCCUGACCAAGGUGAAACGUAAUGUAUCGCAGGUGAUGAUAAUCAUCUCCUCUGGGAAGUCGGAAAACAGAAUGAAAACAAAACUGGAAUCUGAACUAGCGCAAGCCAAAGGCAUCGACAUUUGGGGUCUAGGAAUUUUUCCAUAUCUGAGCAUGGCGGAGUUGGUUUCUUUAACAAAUAACGGAUCGAGUCAGGCUUUUGAAAUAGAAAACAUACGACAAUUCUUUGGAGCCUUUACGAAAUUAACAAUAGGAGAAACUGACAACUUUUAUACUUAUCGAGAGCCUGUUGAUCUUGUAUUCGCUAUUGACUUGUCCUACAAACUUGGAGAGGAGAAGUUUCAACUUAUUCAAAGCACGCUCCUGAAAUGUUUGAAGCUGCUCUUCAUGGGUCCAUCAGACACACAGGUUGGAGUCCUGGUCUCUACAUCUGCACCGUCUAUACCACUACAGUCAGAUUACGAAACAUUAUAUUCCAGCGUAUCAAGUCUGAAGUUUUCUGACAGGGGCGUGACCACAGCCAAGGUUCUCGGUGCGGCUAUCGAUAGUUUACUUGCCACAGAGAGGCAGGUGCCUAAAACUAUAGUUCUGAUAACCGACGGAGAGCACAUGAGCACGUACAAAAAUGAAACUCAAAGUGAAGCUUCAAGAGCGAGAGACCAAAACAUCACCCUCUGGGGAGUAGGCAUUGGGUGCACGUUUCUUCUUAUGGAGGAUUUGUGUCGCAUCUCACAGGCUAUGUAUCUGAAAGAUUUGACCACAAACCUACAGACGUUGGAGUACAGCAGGACAGUGGUCACAAACGUAACAAAGACAUUCAAAUCGGUUCCCAGAUCUGAUACGUGGGCGCCAAUUUCAGAAAACAGAUUUGAAAGAGAAAAGAAUUGUAAGCAUUACUUGUCUGGUGGAUGAAUCUAGAAAGAGAGAGACAAAGCUCAAGCGUGGAUGAGGAUCAGGCUUUUACUAGAAUGGGGUCAAGGACACGAUUAGACACACUUCCUGUUUCUUUUUCACGUGCUUCUAGGAAAUAGUGUCUGAGCACGUGGUCUUCUGACAAAUUAUAGGAUAGGAUCCAAAUUCAUUUAUUAAACAUAUAUAUUCAUAUACCAUUACAUAUAUAUAUACUGUUUGUAUUUUUGUGUCUACAUCAAUAUAUAAUGUCAAUGUUUAUGGAUAGAAUUAGGUUGAACAAAUCUCUAUAAAUAUUAUCUUGAUAUUUUAAAUUAGAAUCUAAUUGCUGGGCAAUAGUGCCAUUGACCUGUUUCUGUUUCGUUGGGAACUUUAUUGUUUAUCUCCCUUCUUAGAUUUGAUAUAACAUAUAAAAUUUGAUGUACUAUUUGAUAUAUUAUUGACAUAUGUUCCAUUUUUUUUCUUUUAUUGUUAAUUAAAAGUCUGCAUGUAUUUCCAGACUAUCUUUAUAUUUGAAUAUUAUUGAUAGAAUUAACAGAUUAUUACAUGUUGAUACUUCAUAUAUUCAUUAAAUAUAUUUGACUACACCAUAAUGUGUCUAUACCACAUACCUUACUGUUGGAAGAAUGCCGAUCGUUGUUAUUGAUUGAUUCAGAUCAAUAUAGGCGAUAAUUUUUUUCUCAGUAUUUUUCUAGUUCAAUCUUAUACACAACACAAAACAAAGUGGCGGAGACUUCUAGGGGCGCCGUCGCCAUAAUUGAAUGUUCCACAAUAUCAGCGUCACAGUAGGCAAAGGUUUGGAUUUAUAUUGUAGAGCGAAUACUGUGAAGUCAAACUACCAUUUUUUAAAGAAAAUUGGUUACAUUAACAUUGUCAUACUCAAUAAUACUCAUAACAGAGAACAACAAACAAUGCAAUAAUAACUGUAGUUCUAACUGAGGGUCCAUAGUCUCCACUUCACGGGGCUAGAACAAAGGUUACUUCGUCAAAAAAAGGCGACGAUUCGUUGACUUUUUUUGUUGUAUAGUUCAUGAUCAUUUACAGCGUUCGUUGUAAUAUACCCGCCGCAGCUCAUUCGUUAUAAACUCAUCAUCGUAAAUAUAGGAACAUAAGCGAUUAACCAGAACGAGAUUAGAUUAGAUUGUUAUUAUAAUUUCGAGGAAUUAACCCUUAAAACGCGUGUGGUACUUUAGCCUCUAAACAUCAGCAUUGUAAAUUCCAUUGUGUAUGCACUCACUGUAAAGCAGCUCAGCACUUUAAGGGUUAAGGUCUCAGAUUUCUGAACACACAUGAAUUCAAAACUGUUCAUAGUUCAUGAUGUACUUGAAAUUAUUUCUUAUCUUAUCUUAUAUAAUACAGACGUUACUUCAAAAAGAAGAUGAUUACGUCCUACGCGUCAUGCAUUUAGUCAUGCAUAUUAACCAAUGACUUAAAUUCUGCCAAGUCACUGGUUUUCCUGGCUACCUCAGGCAACCCGUUCCAUGCUCUAAUAGCACUAGGGAAGAAGGAGUAUUUGUACAAAUUUGUCCUAGCAUAUGGGACGAGGAAUGUGCCUUUAUCUUUGUGUCUUUCAGAGUAUUUUAUUAAAUUUUGUUUUUGUAUUUGAAGAUUAUGGUUCAGUGUUUUAUGUAUAAUUGCUACUUUACUUUUCAGUCUUCUGUUCUGAAGGCUUUCUAAAUUUAGUGAUUUUACUAAAGGUGUUACUCUAGUCAAAUGUGAAUAUUCGUUUGUUAUGAAUCUCACUGCUCUUUUUGGUGUUGUCUGUUCCAGUUUCUUAAUGUUUUCUUGAGUUGAGGGGUCCGAAACGGAGGAUGCAUAUUCUAUUAUUGGCAUUACCAAUGUUAUUUGGUUACUAUCACUGUCAAAGUUCGGCGCAACACUUACAAGACGAGGGAAUUUUAAAGUUAAUGUACUGCAUGCCAGUUGAACAUUGCUUCAAGUGAAUUCCUGGUAUUAAUAGUGAAUUGUCACCCUGUUGUCUGACCAUGUUGCCUUUAAAUCUUCCCAGCAGAGGUGCAUUGAAGCCUUCAGGAAACCAUUACGUAAAGUGUGUUCUGGCGAUAAUUUGUCCCCCUUGAAAUCCCCGGACAACUAGGACAGUAACACCCCCUCCCCCUUGAUUGCCAAGUUCGAUUUACAUCGAAUGUUAUUUAAAUAUAAAAUGAAAAUUGUAAGCCCCAGUAUAAUACAUUUAUAUUACAUUCAUUAAUUCUCAUUCUUUUUUUUUUCAACUAAAUAUGUAUGUUUAAUUGAACACCAUUAA
This is a messenger RNA of Biomphalaria glabrata, 4598 nucleotides long. Its product is annotated as collagen alpha-4(VI) chain-like. The record is from RefSeq and is a predicted model, not a curated record. The transcript is spliced from 13 exons. NCBI's taxonomy places the organism in Eukaryota, Metazoa, Mollusca, Gastropoda, Planorbidae. Bases 1088 to 2338 code for a protein of 416 amino acids.